UGGUUCACUGUCAGUUUGAGUCUUUGCUCCAGAUUCUACUUGGCCCAAAUACAAAGGAAACAACACAAUGGCUUACAUGUGACCCUCCCGUGCACUCACACAUGCACAAACUGGCACACAACAACUUAAAAUGAUUCCUCAGUCAUCAGCGUCUGUAACUUGUGUAACCUUUAACCUAUUGGCAAACAAACCUGGUUUCUCUGCAUCCUUUCAUAAAGAUCUGAGACAGCGGUGAAAGUAAUUGAGUACAGUUACUGAAGUCCUGUACUUAAUGUAAGGUAUUCAUAUUUUACUUGAGUAUUUCCAUUUCUGCUCCUUCAUCCUGUGACUUCACUCCAUGUCAGAGACAAACCGUGUACUUUUUACUGCACUACAUGUACCUGAUACCUUCAGUUUCUUCUCAGAAUCAGAUGAAUCAAACAUCAUCAGAUGUUACUGAUCCCGGUGGGAAAUUCACCAGUUACCCAGGAUGUAAAGUACCAGUAAAGUAACACUGUGAAUGCAGGACUUUUACUUGUAACACCAUAUUUUUACACUGUGGUACUUCUACUUUUGCUUAAGGACCUGAGUAUGUCUUGCACCCCCGAGGAUCACAGCAUGAAUUGAAUUAGACUUGUGGAGUGCUGAACUCACAGGACACAAUCUUCAGCGCCCCCUGCUGGAUGUUGCUGGAUAUACUGCAGUAAGUGUAUUUCUGCCAGGCGGCCAGUGGUGCCUGGAUGGGAAUUUAGCAGCAGGAACCUGUGAACAGCUACUGGAUGCAUUGCCAUAAAAUUAGGUUUGAACAGUUCAGGAUUAACUGUACUUAUGUAAGGUUCUAAAUGCAGGACCUUUACUUGUGACAGAGUAGUUCUACACUGUGCUAUUUGUACUUUUACUAGAAUAAAAGGUCUGAGUACUUCUUCCACCACUGAUAAAGAAGGUAAAAUGAGCUUCACCUCAAUCAGCUUCUAUACUGAAACUCUAAAAGGGGCCAUUCUCCGAGAAGGUAUUUUACUAUUGAUAUUUCCUGUAAGAACAUUGUUGUUUUCCUCAGAGUCAUUUGGUUGUGAAGGAGUUAAAGGGAGCCGGAUUGCUGCCUCCCCCUCCAGGCCUUCAAUAGGUUUCUGGUGCUGAAUUAGAUUUUUCAGCCACACAUCCCUCGCUGCCAUGGCGACCCUUGAAAAUGUGUGUGAGACAGCCGAGGAGGAGUUUGUUCUAAGUUUCAGAACCGGACAAUACCGGAAUGAAGUUUCUGUAAGUGGGCUGUGAGACGAGGGAGAGAAAGGCAGGAGCGCCAGUCAUUUACCCAGUCAUCCCUGUAGGACCAGGAGCUCAUCAUGUUUUCUCUGUCGGAGCUGGCACCUCUGAACCAGCACCAGAACAGGUGGAAACUGCUGAAGCCCUGGUGGGAGGUCUUCAUGGACUACCUGGUGAUCCUAAUGCUGAUGGCGUCUGUUUUGGCCUGCACCGGGCAGCUGUCCAGGGACCAGGUUGUGUGCAUCCCCUUGGACCCAUGUGUCACUGCAAAUGCCACUCAUCACAGGUCCUGGACCAGCAGCAACGUGGCUCCGUCGUCAAAGCCCCCAACCCACGGUCCACACAACAUCAGUCCAACUCAUUCUGCAGGCCGAGGUCGACGCACACAGCUGGUCUACCAGCAGUACGUUUACAUCAGCCAGGUGUGCUACCACCAGGCUUUGCCUUUGUGCUCUCGCUUCUUCCCCUACAUGGCCUUGCUGCAGGCUGUCGUACUGGUGGCCAGCGGUUCCUUCUGGCUUCACUUCCCCCACACCUCUGCCUGCAUAGAGCACUUCCUGGCCAUCCUGGCAAAGUGCUGUGAGUCACCCUGGACUUCUCAGGCCCUGUCCCACACUGCACGACAGGAAAACAUCCAAGAGAAGGGGGUGGAGAGACGAACGCCUCCCUCUUCCUCUUCACCCCCGGUGACCCGCACAAGACACUCAAGCACAGACUCGGGGGCAGACAGCCCCCUUCUAAAGAAGUCAGAGAGUGUGUCCUCUGCCAUCCCGCCCUCCCCAUGCCCUUUGAGAUUCUCCUGUCACUCCACCAUGUCAUCAGGGUCCCUCGGCUCCCAGAUGCAGCUUCCUUCCUCCGCACCGUCAGUAGUUGCUGAGAACCCCGGGCAGGUCACCAGCUUGGAUAAAAGUGAUGGGGAACAGGCCAGGGCUCUGUUUGAAAAGGUCAGGAAAUUCCAGUCCCACUGUGAAAACUCAGCGGUCAUCUAUAAGGUCUACUUGGCUCAGACGAUAUUCAAACUGCUGAUGGUAAUGCUGGUUGUGAGUUACACCGCCCCUCUGCUCGGCUCCUUGUCCUUCACCCACACCUGCCGCCCUGAGCAGCAGGCCCUGCUGGGCUACUCCACCUUUCACUGUAUCCAUGUGCUCUCCUCACUUCUACACAAACUGCUGUUGGCCUACCUGACCCUACUGGGGGUGUAUGGCCUGCUCAACUUAUACGCCCUCACCUGGAUUUUACACAGCUCUCUGCGACAGUAUUCCUUCAGCUCGCUGAAGGAGCUGUGCUCUCUGAGAGAUGUUCCAGACCUGAGAAAUGACCUGGCCUUUCUUUUGCACAUGCUGGACCAGUAUGACCCUUUGCUGGCCCAGCGGCUGUCUGUGUUUUUGUCCCCUGUCGCUGAGAACCGGCUACUGGAGGAGAACCUGGAGAGGAGGGAGAGCCUGGGAGCAUUGAGGAGUGUGAAUGCAGACGGCUGCUCCAGUCUGCAGCUGGUGGCCCUGCCUCGCCUCCCCCCAGCCCUCUUCACCCUGAGCCAGCUUCAUGUCCUCAAACUGGAGCUCAUCACAGAUGCCAGGUUAACUGCACAGGUGUGCAGCAUGACCUCACUCAGGGAGCUCCACCUCUACCACUGCCCAGCAGUUGUGGAUCCCAGUGCACUCGGAGUCCUCCAGGAACGCCUGGAGGUCCUGCACCUCACCUUUACUCAGGCGUCAGAGAUCCCCAGCUGGGUCCUCUCUCUUCGCAGCUUGCAUGAACUCCACCUCUCUGGUUGCCUGAGCAGUGAAGGUGGGGUGGGCCGCAGCUGGGCACUGGGGAGUCUUCGCCAGCUUCACCACCUUCGUGUACUGGUGCUUCGAGGUAUGUUACAGCGGAUCUGUGGGGAGCUGUGUGAGGUGGCAGGUGGCUUGGUGAGGCUGGAGAUCUACAAUGAGGGCACCAGGCUGCUUGUGCUGACAGGUCUGAAGCGCAUGGUCAGUCUGACAGAGCUACUGCUGCAGGACUGCCAGCUGGAGCGUCUGCCCUCUGCCCUGCCGGCUCUGAGCAACCUGCGGACACUCGACCUGCAGCAUAACAACUUGAGAACUCUGGAGGAGCUGCUCAGUCUGGCCCAAUUGCGACGCCUCUCUUGCCUCAGGCUUGCCUAUAACUGUGUUCGGGCUGUACCGGCCAGUGUUGGUGCACUUCGAGGCCUAGAGCUCUUGGAUCUGUCCAACAACCAGCUCCACAGCCUUCCCCCAGCACUCUUCACUCUCCGCUGCCUUCGCCGGCUCUUUCUGGCUGACAACCUAUUAGAGGAGCUGCCUGCAGACGUGAAGAGACUGAAGCUGCUUAGAGAGCUGGACCUCAGUGGGAACAGGCUUGAAAGCCUGCCUCUUGAUCUCUUCAGCAGCUGCUUGGAGUUGCGUAACCUGAAUGUGGCUCACAACUCGCUUAGCUCCUUACCCAGGGGCAUUGCAGGUUUAAGUCACCUGUGCAGGUUGGACUUGCGCAGUAACCGCCUGGAGGAACUGCCUGUGGAACUGGGCUGCUGCUCGGGGCUGCAGGGAGGUGGUCUUCUGGUGGAAGAGUGGUUGUUUCUUUCUUUGCCCCCCCAUAUCAGACACUCUCUGAGCCGUUCUCGCCCCCUGUCUGCUACACAUUCAGAGGCUCAUUCCAGGCCAGAGUCUGACAGCUUCCCAUACUUCUCUCCUACACAGUGGUGCUUCUCCUCUGCCCUGGAAUCACAGAUUUAAGAGGAGAGACUUGCACUAACACUGGUAGUAUUCUUUUAGUAAGGCACCUUUUCUAGGAAUAACUUUAAAGGAAUUUUAUUUUGUGAGGCUUUUGGUUAAAUUUGUAUUAGCUAUUCUUUUAGGAAGUACUUUCCCUUAUCCCUGUAAUGUGAGACAAUCAUAGGCUACUGCUGUCUGUACAUUUUAGCCCUUAUAGUGCACACUACAUAUUUUAUACCACACUAAAAUGAAUGUCAACUAACAGUUUCUUGGAAGCACAUAAAUAAAUAAGUAUUAUAAAUGUGUAGUACAUGCUGAAUGCACCACUGCAGUUACUCCAAAAGUCCUUGUUUAAAAAAUAGUUGCACUUAUUGUUCUUCCUCGAAUGCCCAGUAGCAGAGAUGAAGAGACUUCCUGCAUGUGUUGUAUGGUCCAAACUUCCUGUUGGCACCAGCAGAGAAAAUCCUUACAACAGCCACAAAACUGUCUUGCUUACAUGUUACAGUUUGUUCACUGGAAAGUUAGCCAUUGUAUUUAGGAUAAAUCACCUUGGUACAUUAAUAAGCUAAGUAGAGACAGACAGCCUACAGGAGGGUGUUAGGGUGAGUUUUAUUUUAUGCACUUAUGGUUUUAUUUUAUAGCACACAUAAGUUUACAUACUUACAUGUCACAGAUAUGUUUAUGUAGUUAUUUUUCACCCAAGAGAAGCAAUAUAACACUGAAAACUUGUGUUAUAUUGCAGGCUCUUGUGAUUAAAAGACUGGUGGACUGAGUGGUUUUCCAAGGUCUAAUCAUCCCACAGGCUUUCAUUAGAUUUGUUGCCUUUUCUAAAAGAGCUCAUUAUUCCCUCUGAGCCCUGAAGCCAGGGGAGUUGGGGUUUGAUAAGAUACUAAGAUUUACACCAAGGUUAUGGUCAGAUGUUGGUCUAGGAGAAAACAAGUCCAGGUGCAGUCUCAGGGUUCCCGAGAUAACAAGAAGCAUUGUGGGUUGUGCAAAGUGUCUGUUUCAGGACAAGGUCACGCCAAGGACAAGAUCGGACCAGGAUGGGGGACCAAUGAUGGGAGAGUUAAGUCUAAACCACAGCUUCUCCCCAACAGUUUUUGACCAAUUAGAUAGUAGCACCUUUUCAU
Molecule: messenger RNA, 5083 nt
Organism: Monopterus albus (swamp eel)
Lineage: Eukaryota; Metazoa; Chordata; Actinopteri; Synbranchiformes; Synbranchidae
Product: volume-regulated anion channel subunit LRRC8D
Exons: 6
Coding region: 1320-3974 (884 amino acids)
Cellular component (GO): cytoplasm
Molecular function (GO): protein binding
Source: RefSeq, a predicted model, not a curated record